This is a messenger RNA of Prorocentrum cordatum, 548 nucleotides long. Lineage: Eukaryota; Dinophyceae; Prorocentrales; Prorocentraceae. The record is from the annotation of a GenBank genome assembly.
CGACGACGACGAAGACGACUUCCCCUCCUGCGCGUGGCCGAAUGCGUUUCUCCACCGGAAAAACGCCGGAGGCGCGCCCCUGCGAGUCUGGACCGGGCGGGCCCUCGGCGGCGCACUGGGCACCUGCUGGAGGCUUCCAGGAGGCCUCCCGGGGGAGGAGGAGGGGUGGGCGCAGGAACGGGGAGGGGGAGGGGGAGGAGGAGACGGCGGGACCGCGUGGGCGGCUGGGUCCACGGCGGCGCUGCAAGACCCCAGGCGUCCCAGCCGAGGGGCCCCGAGGGAGGGCAGAGGAAACGCCGACCGUCGCGACUGCCCUCAAUGACGCCCGUCAAGGGAACCCAGCGCUGCACGGCCCCUAUCCAUCAGCGGCGCGUGCGGGGGGGGCUAGCGCCCGACCGCGCGCGCGAGAGGCACCUCACUCCAGCGAUGCGCUGAGCACCCUCGCAGCGGCCUCGCGCACGGCCUGGAGCUCGGCUGGGUCGUCGCGGGCGGCCUCCACGGCGCCCAUGAACGGCGAGGCGUAGUCCCCCAUCUUGCCGAGCGCCUCG